Messenger RNA from Cooperia oncophora, 225 nucleotides. NCBI's taxonomy places the organism in Eukaryota, Metazoa, Nematoda, Chromadorea, Rhabditida, Trichostrongylidae. The record is from the annotation of a GenBank genome assembly.
AUGCUUCCGAUGAAGCUUGUCAUCGCCAUAUUUCUACCAGCAUUUGCUUUCAGCAUCCUGAAUGGCAUCCAAUCCAACCGCUACGACACGCGUUCACUGGUUUCGGUUAUCUCGCGUUUUCCUAAUCUACCGGAUGGACAGGCGAUGAUCUGUGGUGGUGUCAUAAUCACCCAAAAUACCGUACUCACAGCAGCUCAUUGUGUGAAUGACGGCAAUACGUUGUGA